CCGGCCCGGCGGGGCAGGGACAUCGGGGGCCGGCGCGGCGAAGGGCGCAGGUACCGCUGCCGGCGGAGCGCGCAGGGCCGGGCAGGGCCGGUCCGCGGGGGCCGGCGAGGCCAUGGGGAAGGUUCAGCUCUUCGAGAUCCGCCUGGGCGACAGCCGCGUCGUGUACGGCCCCGGCGAGCCGCUGGCGGGCACCGUCACCGUGCGGCUCUCGGGCUCGCUGCAGUACCGAGCCAUCAAGGUGAGCUGCAUUGGAUCCUGUGGGGUAUCUAACAAGAUCAAUGACACAGCAUGGACUGUGGAGGAGCAGUACUUUAACAGCACGCUGUCUCUGGCAGACAAAGGGGUCCUGACAGCUGGAGAGCACAACUUCCCCUUCCAGUUCCUGCUGCCAGCCUCUGCUCCUACGUCCUUUGAAGGGCCUUUCGGCAAGGUCCUGCAUCAGGUGAAGGCUGUGAUAGACACACCUCGCUUCUCCAAGGACUACAAGUGCAGCAAGAUCUUCUACAUUCUCUGCCCUCUCAACUUGAAUGACAUCCCUGACAUUGAGCAGCCCAACACUAUGUCAGUCACCAAGAAGUUCAACUACAAGCUAGUGAAAAGCGGUAACAUCAUCCUGACUGCCACCUCGGAUCUGAAAGGGUACAUCGUGGGCCAGGCCAUCCAGCUCCGCACCGACAUCGAGAACAAGUCGGGCCGGGACACAGGGGCUGUGGUAGCCAGUCUGCUCCAGAAAGUGGCUUAUAAAUCCAAGCGCUGGAUUUACGACCUCAGGACCAUUGCAGAGGUGGAAGGCUCAGGAGUGAAAGCCUGGAAAUGUGCAGAGUGGAAGGAGCAGAUCCUCGUUCCAGCGCUGCCCCAGUCCAUUCUGCAGGGCUGUAGCCUCAUCCAUAUCGACUACUACAUCCAGGUGUCCCUCAAGUCUCCAGAGGUUUCAGUCACGCUCCCCAUUUACAUCGGUAACAUUGCUGUGAACAGGGUGCCCCUGAGCCCCUCCCGGCCCAUCCAGCACGUCCCAUCUGCAGUGGUACCCAGUGCCCCCCCGGAGGAAGAGGAGGCUGCCAGCGGUUACCACUCCAUGGACAAUGUCUCCAUCCCUACCAAAAGCCAUUCCCAGCAGCAGCCCUUUAGCUACGCCCCAGGACUGAGCUUCCAGGAGAUACGGGUGGACUCGGAGCAGACGGGCUCCCCAAACCACCCCACGCUCUGCCUGUCAACGGGGGCCACUGUCCCUUACUAUGCUGAGGGGAACGUGGUGCCUGUCCCCACCGCCAGCUCCCUCAUUCUGCCUCCGGAGUACAGCACGUGGGGCUACCCCUAUGAGGCACCUCCAUCCUACGAGCAGAGCUGCAGCAGUGCCAACUCCAGCAUCAGCAACGGCAACUGACCUCCCCUGCUCUGAGUCCCGCUGGUGCUGCCCACCCCAGUGCCACGGUUCAGCUGCCGACCCCGAGCUCUGGUACAGCACGAGGCGUCUCUAUCUCUCUGGCUGCUUGGUGGGGUAAAUGGCAGGGCCCAGCCUGGGCUUUUUAAGUCUCUUUCUAGGGAGGGGGGUGGGAAAACCAAAAAGUGCAGCCAGAGCAGCCUGUGUGUGCAUAGGAGAGGUCUGGGAAACUCGCCUGCUGCUGCACCAAGGGCUGGAGGACUGCUUUAGCCCCAGGGGUGGCCUCUGCAGCAGCCUGUGUUUAAAGUACUGUAGUCAACACUAACUGCUUUACUAUCAAAGCACCUGCGAUGCCUUAUCUGAAAUGCUCCUGACUUGGCAUGUCUCCACUGUAGGUGAAGGCUGGGCUGGGUGGACUUUCCUCUUGUCUUUAGGGGCCGUGUGCUCUCCAGAAGUGGUUUUGAGAACCCUGUCCUCAUAGGGCCUAAGGGUAGCUGAAACAGGAGGUUUCUUGGAGUGAGCGGGUUUGGAAGGUCAGGGACUCUUCAAGAGCCAAAAGUCCUCCCUGUACCUGUGCUGUGGGGUGAGGGACCUGCAGCCUUUGGUCCUCACACAGUCUGUGAGGGGGGGAGAGCAGGCUGGGGCACUCACUCCUAACCCAGGAGGCCCUGCAGAGCUGUGGAGGGAGCCCAGUGUUACCUUGGGUGCCCACCACCCAGCCUCUGGCCAUUCUCAGCAAAGGGUGACUUUCCUCUGGGAAGCCCUGUAAGAGACAAUCCAUCCUGGCUCGCUGCAGGCUGCAUCACUUGGGAUGAGCAGCACUCAUCAGGCUGCAGUGAUGGGACACCCCAGAUCCCUGUGUCCCACCCUGCAGGGUGCCUGCUCCAUCCCAGCUGCCUUCAGCAGGCCAGAAUUCCAUGAUGAUCAAGUUAGAAAAGUCCUGUCUGAUGCUACCUCUGAGUCCCUGCCCAUGGAAUCCCUUUCCUUUGGGAUGACCCUCCCUGGAGGCUCAGCCUCGUGUCUCACAGGAGCACGCAGCACAGCCAAGCCAGGGCACGAGGGUGCUUGGCUUGGGCGCUGCUCUCUGGGUGCUGGUUGACCACUUGCCUGCUGAGCUAGAUGAGGAGUGGGAACAGAAAGCGCUGCGCUCCUGGACCCAGCAGGUCAGGGGUGAAGCUGAUGGAUGGAAACCAUGCUUUUUCCAUGCUUCUUCCUCCUCACCUCCUUUUUAAAGCUUUUUUAGCAUCAACUGCCCAAGCUGAGGAAACCACAACCCUAGGGCACAGCUGGAGCAGAGCUUGGGCCCCUCUGAGCGCUGGUCUCACUCCAGGCAGUAUGUGACAAGGCUCUGGGGAGCAGCACAGCCUCCCCUCCGCCCCGCACACCCGCUGCAGCUGGGGACAAGCCUGCUUUGCACUCUUCCUUUGCAAAUGCUUUUAGUUUGGUUCAUUUUAAGUGUUGAACUGCUUUAAGGAUAGAGUAGAGAAGGUGCUGUUCUGAGCAGUGCUGGCACAGCACGCACUGCUGGUGAUAGAAUGAUUCAUUGUCCCCAAAAUAUAUAUAUAUGAUGUUUUGUUUUUAAUGAUUGAAUUCAGAAAUACAAAUUUUAAUGCUGUAUUUAAUAAAUUAUUCUAAGAGAAA
Molecule: messenger RNA, 3022 nt
Organism: Neopsephotus bourkii (Bourke's parrot)
Lineage: Eukaryota; Metazoa; Chordata; Aves; Psittaciformes; Psittacidae
Gene: ARRDC1
Product: arrestin domain containing 1
Exons: 8
Coding region: 113-1384 (423 amino acids)
Biological process (GO): protein transport
Cellular component (GO): cytoplasm
Molecular function (GO): ubiquitin protein ligase binding; ubiquitin-like ligase-substrate adaptor activity
Source: RefSeq, a predicted model, not a curated record